Neurospora tetraspora is the source of this 1289-nucleotide messenger RNA. RefSeq lists its product as uncharacterized. The coding region runs from base 474 to 1196 and encodes 240 amino acids. The transcript has a single exon. The record is from RefSeq and is a predicted model, not a curated record. NCBI's taxonomy places the organism in Eukaryota, Fungi, Ascomycota, Sordariomycetes, Sordariales, Sordariaceae.
CUUGGUGAUAGUUGACCACAAUUCGCCGCGUUGAAAAUGACCUUCGGCACCAGUCGGUACUGGCUGCUGAAGGUUCUUAUGAUGAUGCAGUGGUAACAAUGCAAACCGGCUACCCAACUAGCAGUGAAACGGAAGACCUAGAUGCAAUCCGGGAUGGCGUCUUUGUUUCCACACCAUAGUUUUCCGUGAAGGCUCCUGAAGACAUGGACAAUUACCGUAGUACCGACCGAAAGGCAACAGUCUAAAGAGCUGGCGAGCGCUGCAAGAAGACGGACAUCAUCGUGUCCCUGGUUCAAGAAGCUUGCGGGGCCUUCCGACUGAUGUUCGAUGCCAGUUUCGCGAUUUGUGCAGCGCACAAGGUUGAAUGCUGGUCCCCUGGGAAUCAACAGAAAUGAAGAGAAAAUAGCUACCAUCGAGCUAUUUUUGGCGAAGAUAUCGAACUCCAUUUGGGCAGUCGAGUUGAGAAACACCAUAUGGGCAUGGUCGGUCCAUUAUCAUUGGCACUUGUUGUUGCCACGAUUCCAUUGAUGGGCCAUCCGCGGUUCUUUGGUGGUAUUUGGUCGACAUACCUCCGCGUGACUGAAACAGGGCAACCCGCCUCAAGGUUUGAAGAGCUUGUAUUGCGCGUCUUACCGAACUUGAUGUUUGAUAAUUGUAUGUCCGUGAUGAGCGUCUCAUUGGACAGCCCGUGGUUCCGGAGACGGGUCAUGAAGACGCGUCAGAGUAUGAGACUGGCCCUUCUAGCAAGCCAAAAGCGAAAAGCAAUCCAGAAGGUCCACGGAAACAGUAGGGCCAAAACCAGCAAGACCAUUCCAGAUGAGAGCAGUGGCAGUUCCGGGACGAGCUUGGGUGCCAUGGCUCGAAUGAAAAACAGGAAAAUCCGUUGUGUGCGGCCAAUUGUGGUUGAUCCAGGUGGGAGUUCCAGAAGACAGAGAAAAGAAGAACCUUGUUUCCUUGAUUCAACCUGUGUCCAGUUAGUUAUCUCGAAAACGAAACAUGAGCUUGUCCAGAUCAUGGAGUGCAAGCCGUGGUUAGAAAUUGGAGUACCGUAUUGCGGUCCGAGGGUCAAUGAUAUAUACACUCUUCCAGAGGCUUUACUCACCUUGCUGUCCGUCCAUGGCUUAGAUCUUCCGGUCGGUGAAGAGGGCGAAUCCGUUUUCAGGACUCGGGAGAUUGUCAGCGAGGAAGACUCCUGAUCCCGGGGUGGAAUGGUUUCAAGGUUAGACGCAAACGCCUCGAGCGGAGGACGAGGACGUUAUCCCGAGAGCCAUUCCGGACAGCAAGGAGAA